Molecule: messenger RNA, 8031 nt
Organism: Epinephelus moara (kelp grouper)
Lineage: Eukaryota; Metazoa; Chordata; Actinopteri; Perciformes; Serranidae
Product: UPF0606 protein KIAA1549
Exons: 22
Coding region: 333-5828 (1831 amino acids)
Source: RefSeq, a predicted model, not a curated record
AAAAGAGUGUCAAAUGAAAGCCAGCUACAGCUCCUGCUCGGUCUACACUGAAAUAACUCCAAACGCAGGCAGGUGGUUACAUGAAGGUUAAUGACGACGCAUUUUUAUUUCAAACAGGGAUAUUUCUCGCAACCCAGACAAAGGAAUUGACAGAGCUGGAGCUCCCUUUUUUUGCCAUUCUUCAUUACGAGCACAUGUUAUGGAAGGAGGAGCCUUAAACUAAAGGAGUCCAAACCAGGGACCCUGACAUAACCCAAACCUUCAUUAUCUCUCCGGCAUGAAAAUUCUCUUCAUAACUGGAUGAAAUGCCUUGACCUCCCCCCCGCCGUACCAUGGCAGGUUUAGUCUCCUCUGUGGGUUUGGUGGUGAUGCUCAAGGCUCUCAUGCAAGCCCGUGGCCUGCGUGCAGUGUUUCUGGGGAUGACGGUGUUGGUAACAGUGAUCGCAGCUGACUCACCUGUUGCAGAUGAGUCUCUGUCGGACUCCACGCUCCACCCCAUGGGAUUUCUUGGACAUGGUCCAAGUUCAACAGGGUACAAACCAUCAGCCUUACCAGCGUCACAUUAUACUGCCUUUGAGAGCCCAGACUCACCUGGUGCCCUGCCAUCCAUUUCUGAACCAAACCAUGAUGUUAGGACUGCUGGCUUCAUGCAUUACCAGUGGGGACAUGUUGCUUCUGAAAACUCCAAAUCCUUCACAGCAAGUGACCUCCUUGCAGAUGAACCACAGCCUCUUUCCACUCCAUCAUUAAGCUCUUCAGAACCUGUAUUGAGGUCUGGUCCACAAUUAGAGGCACCAGCUAAACUUUCCACGGACUGGAAGCAGGCCAGGACAAAGUCUGUUAAGCAGUCUUCCUCUCUCCCUCCAAUUCCUACAAGAUCCCAGCUGCAGCCUCAGUCAAAUAUAUCCACAGCAUCAUUAAGCCCCUCUGCGUUUACAAGGUCAAUAACACCUCAGCUAGGUCUUAACUCUGAGCAGAAAGCAACUUUCAACAAGCAGCACGAUGGUGCGUCAGAUCAAACAGUGGCAAUCAUGACCUUACCACCCUCUCAGCCUCUCGAGCCCCCUAACCUGGCUUUCACUGACUCUGCGGCAGAUGAAUCUUAUGGUACGAUCCUGGAUGUGAACCAGCUAUCUCCCAGCAGUGCCCCCUUGGAGGAGAGUAAACCAGCACGUGACAUUAACAUGCUCCCCAACCCAGAAGAGCUUCUGGCCCCUGGCUACAAUGUGCCUUUCAUCGCCCCUCACCCUACAUCACCUUCAUCUGAACCCACUGACAUCUCUUUAGAGGACUUCUACCCCACCAACACCAUGGAAGUGGACUGGGGGUCUGGGGACUACUUGGAGACAAUGUCAUUCUUAAAUGCAGAUGGAGAGGACUACUCUCUGGUCACCAAGGUGCCCUCUGACUCGUAUGAGCUAGAAGACUAUACAGAAAGCUAUGACACAUCCUUCCCUUCCAGAGUAGGCAUAUCACCUUCAUCCUCGCAUCCUCUUUAUGUCUCACCUUCUCCCAGCCUCACAACAGCAUACGGCACCGUUGUCCCACUUAAAUCUAUUUAUCCUUCCUCUUUGUCCUCUACAAUUCACUACACACUGGACCCUACUCCCUCAGCUAACAGUGAGAUACCCGACACGUCAGACAUCGAUUGGCCCGAUGCUUUCACAAUCCAACCGACAGAUGUCCUCUUACCUGACAUGAACAGCUUGGAGUAUUACACCACUCAGUUGACCAGGGAGAACAACAGUUCAGACACUGGAGCUGAGCAGAGAGGGAACAUUACUGUGGUGUCCAUCAGUACUACAGACAUCGCACCCACCAGCAGCUUCACCAAUGAUACCAAACUGACUGAGGAAGAGUCCUCCAGUGAUCUGUCAGGGUUUGAGCCUCAAGAUGAACCAACCUCGGUAGCAACCACAGAGGAGAGUCCUCAGCUCGUCAGUGCCUCUGAGCCUUUUUUGGAUCCUUCCAUCGUCCCAACCCACUUUUAUGAUCCCUCUUCUUCUGUCUGGAGUAGUCAGGUGUCCACCACAGAUUGGCCUGCACACACUCUAACUGGCGGCCUGGACAGCACUGUAUUAACAGAGGCUAUGCUACCCAGUGCCACGCCUUUACUGCCAGACGAUGUAGUGUCUUCCUCCUCUCUGACAGAUGUCCACUGGUUUGUUACAGAGUCAUUCCCAUCAAGUACCAUACACACCACUCCCGUCUUAACUGCAACCACCGCCUUCUCCCCUGUUCCCACUGAAACUGCUGCCAACACCACGGCUGGUACGACAGAAUUAACUCCCCAAGACUCCACUUUUACAGCUGAACACACUCACAAUAUCACUUUAGUUUCAACUGAACCAUCAUCUAAUGUCACUUUGGUCCCUCCGGUCGUGUUGGGUGAUCAGGGGGUGACUGAGGAUGGAGUUGACAUCCCAGCCACAAUGACCUUGAUCCCAUCUAGCAGUGAAGCUAAUACAGUCUCCGCUGUACCCACAGCUACAGCUGCCACCACUACUUCUCAUCAAGCCACAACUAGAGCUACUGCCACCACAGAGGCCUCAACUAGUGUCAACAUAAUCCCUACCACCAGCGGAAAGACCACAACUACAGCACCACCAUCAAAACAGUACCUCUGCAACCUUGAGAGGCCUGCUUAUUUAGUAAAAAUUGGUUUUCCCUCCGGGGCCACCAUUGGAUAUGCCAAAUCUCAAGUGAGAGACAUACUGAAAGCUGAAUUCAACAAGUCUGUGGAGCUGCAGGUUGUGGACCCCCCACCAAAGUUUGUGUUUCGGGUGGUGUCUGGUCCUGUUGUGUACACGGCCAUAUCUGUCAUCAAUGCUCUGCGGAGGUCUGGGCGCCGCUUCCUGUCUGUGUCUCCCAACUGGACAACACCAGACAAUAAAUAUCAAGUCCACACAGUGCUGCAGUUUGUUCCCAGUCACAUAGAUGUGCGGUACUGCAACUUCAGUGAGAGCAUCGAGAAAGGUUUGACCAUGGCCUUUGCGGAAGUGCGUAGGCGCUCAAAGGAGUCAACCAACUUCACAGUGCAUAUUGUAAACAUCACCAUGGCUGCUCCUAAAUAUCAGGAUCAGCGGCUGGUGAGGCAGCCAGUGGACAUCACCUUCACUGUGCGUAGUUCAAGGGGCUAUCUGAUGGGGUCAGAGGUCAGCAAUGCUCUGAUGAAGCUCACAAUGGUUGAAUUCAGCUAUUACAUGGGCUUUCCUGUGCUGCAGAUUGCUGAGCCUUUCCAUUAUCCAGAGUUGAACACCAGCCAGUUGCUUCGCUCCUCCUGGGUUAGGACAGUGCUCCUGGGAGUCUUGGACAAGAAAGUGGGUGAGAGGACCUUCCAAGCCAACAUGGAGCGCCGGGUGGCCAUGUUGUUCGGAGAGGCUACAGGAUUAAUGAGACGUGUUAAGAGAGCCACCCUUGUAGGCAACAGCAGUGUUCAGGUUGUAAGUGCAACCCGGCUGGUGGGUGCAGACCAUCCCUUGGAGGUAGUUUAUUUUGUGGAGGGUCCCAAUGGUCAGAGGAUGCCUGCAGUUCAAACAGCCAACAUACUCAACAGCCUGGACGUUCAAAGGGCUGCCAUUGUUUUGGGAUAUCGUGUCCAAGGCAUUUUGGCACAGCCUGUAGAGAAGAUAGCGUCCUUACCCUCUGAUGGUGAGAACACCAACACGUGGAUCGUCAUUGGGGUUGUGAUUCCCCUCCUCGUAGUCAUCGUCAUCAUCACCAUCCUGUACUGGAAACUGUGUCGCACGGACAAGCUGGAGUUCCAGCCAGACGCCAUGACCUCUAUCCAGCAGAGGCAGAAGUCUACAACCUCGUUCAGAGAAUCAAGGGCCUCUCUUCAGCAGACACUCUCUCCAAGUAAAAAGGACAAGGACUUUAGUGAGGAGGAAGAGGAGGAGUAUGAGGAAGAAGAAGAGGAAUAUGAAGAGGAGGAGGAGAAGAAGGUUAAAAGAGGGAAGUUGCAGGCUCCCAGUGUGAAAGGCUUCGACUUUGCCAAGCUGCACCUUGGCCAGCAGAGUAAGGAUGAUGUCAUGGUGAUCCAGGAGCCUGGCCCGCAAGGCCCUGGCCCUGGGCCCCUCCCCCUGUCCCUUAAAGAUGGCCUCAGUCCAUCUGAGAACGGGGAGAUCCCCACGCCCAUAUCCAAAACCUCCACCAAGGCGUCCCGCAGCGGUCGAGGAAGGCGAGGAAGGAUCUCGCCGUCUGACGGUGACUCCGUGGUAAGUGACCACUCCAGUGAGCGGGAAUCAACCGAGGAGAACCUGAGAGCUCACGCCACGCCCAGCGACAGCAAGCAGACCCGUAAGGUCCCCAUCAAUGUUUUAAAUGGUCCUCCUCCUAUGACUGAUACAAAUGAGCAGCUGUCCUCAGCUGCCAUCUUUGAACAUGUCGAUCGCAUGUCUCGCGCCACAGACGCGAGCAAGAGACUCCCCAACAAAAUCCAGCUUAUUGCCAUGCAGCCGAUGCCUGUCCCACCGCUGCACAGCCCGCCCAUCAACAGCAAACUGUCCGACACAAACCAAAUCAACAAAGAGAUUCAGGUAGCUUUGAGGCACAAGUCAGAGAUCGAGCACCAUCGUAACAAGAUACGUCUGCGGGCCAAGAGGAAGGGCCACUACGACUUUCCCGCCAUGGACGACAUGACGAGUGGCCUUAAUGAUGCGAAGGACCAGGAUCGCAUCUAUCAAAAAGCACAGAUACAGAUUGAUAAGAUCUUGGACCCAGAUGCCCAGAUGCCCUCCAUCUUCAUGGAGUCCAAGAAGAGUGGUCGAGGGAGGCGUUCUCCCAAACAGAGGAUGAAGGAGCAGCUGAAUGGAGGCAUGAUGGAGGCAGACAAAGACCACCUCAUCACUGAUGACAGUGAUGCUAAUUACAGAAAAUGUCCUGGAGUCAACAACGUGGCCUACGUAUCGGACCCAGACCAAGGCCCAGGAUCCCCUCACAGGAGCCCCUCCCCCACAGAUGACGUUUUCCUCGGCCCUGCUUCCUCUCCUCCAGGCCACGCCCCUCCCCCACCCCCCUACAUGCCUCCACAGCCCUCCAUUGAGGAGGCGCGGCAGCAGAUGCACUCCCUGCUGGACGAUGCCUUUGCCCUGGUGUCGCCCACUUCUCAGGGCAGCACGGCGGGGAUCACUCUCCCUGGGGUCAACACCAACCCCCCUGCCUCCAGCCCUCCAGGCCGUGGCCCCAGACCUUGGGGUCCCUCCUACCAAGCUCUUGGCCCUUUCCCCGGUAGGUUUACUGAGCUGAGCUUGUCCCCUCCUCCUGUCCAAGGCCUGAUACCAAGGCAGGGCCUUGGCUCGAGCUACCUGCCACCAGGAGAAACAGCAGGGCAGUGUGAGCAGCUCCAGCCAGACAGCCUGUAUUCCAGCAGGGGCCUCUACUCUGAUGAGCUGCCCUCAUCUGCCAGGCCACGACCAGUAGGGGGAACUACAGGCGCCCAGCUCCAUCAUCUUACACAGGUGGGAUUGUCCAGUCGGAUGAAUGGUUACCCAGCAGGGGUCAGAGCUGCCCCAGGGCAGAAUGGAGGCAUCGGGUGGAACCACUACCAUGGUGACAACUUCUCCAGGGCAGAACCUGAAAAAGAUGCAUUCCUGGACUGUCCUGACUACUCGUCCUCCUCUAUCUUCCAGACGCCCAGGAGUGGUAUCAGGGAGCCUUCAGCACCCCCUGUCCACCUAGACACCCCGGGGAUGGGCUAUCUGUCAGCCCCACCGCCCCUGGACACAUCUCCUCCUACCCACUCCUCCGCCUCCCUGAUCAAGGCCAUCAGGGAGGAGCUGUUGCGUCUCUCCCAGAAACAGGCAGCUGUGCCCAGCUACCACAGCUGAAGCCCCGGGCCCCCAGGCCGUAGCUCGAACCAGUCAUGCCACUGACCCUGCCUGCCUGCUUCGCCUAAUCUGACAAUACUUCCCAUGGAAGUCCCCCGAGGGUGUACAGCAGAGAGAUAGUCCUGCUAAACUGAAGAGAAGAGGUGGCUGAUAGAGAUUUCUAACUGAGGAAGCUGCAGGACUGAACGACAGGAUGGUUGAUACAGCUCCAAGUACAGAAUCAGAUCAACUGCAGUAUGUCCGAUCAGAGACAGUGUUAUAAAAUGAAGAACAAUAUGAGCAGUAUAUGUCGGACCUUGAAACUGAGAUGACAUGUCUGGACUCCUGCCCAUGCGUCUGUCCUGCACUUCAUUGUGGAUCAGGGUGUGAUCACGCCAAGUCCUGGCCACUGUGGAUCCACAUCCUGGACUUAUUUGAGAUUUUGCUGCAUUUCUUCAGACUCAGUAUUCUGUGUCAUGGUUUCCUUCUCAUGCUGCCUUCACUGAACAAGUAUACUCCCUAAGACAUGUCAUUUUAAGACAUUUCCUUUAAUUUUUUACCGACUACCAUACAGGUGUUUGUUGUUUUCCGAUGCAGGCCCUUAACCUCUUUAUCACCAUCAGGUGCUACUUCAUGUUUUCUGCCAUGAUGAGCCAUGCUAUGCCUUGACACUGUGAUGUAGUUCACCCGACCCAAUCUACUGUACGAGCCUACAGUAAGGUCAUAGCUCACAGACAGUAGGCGCAAAGGGCCAUCCAUACAGACUGAUAACACUUGUUAACACUACCUAGUAUUUCCGUACUUACUGCAGUAGCACACUUAGUCUGAGUUGAUCCUUUGUGACUUACAGUACAUGCUUGUUUUUUGUGCACAAUUUGCGUUCAUGUCCCGUGUUUUUAAUUCAUGUUUAGUAGCUGACAGGCGGCUAGACGGACCUAAAAGAAUGGCCUUGAAAAUCACACUAAUCUUCAAACAUGACUUCAGAGGCAGGCGUUACACACGCGUGUUACAAGUCACGGAUGAAGACUUUCAGUAUGUACUUGACAAUUAGGGUGUAUUGUAUUAGGGUGUAGUUCGAUGCACUGUAUGCAGACUACUUGGUACAGCUCAGGUCAUUUAGAAAGAGAUUCACGUGCGGACAAAUCAGCGAUGAGAGAGUUUGAUUGAACUGUUGAAUGAGGGAAAGUCACAGAGACCAGUAUUCUUUUUUUAACAUUAACCUGUAUUAACUAUGUACUGAAGCACCAUCUCUGUUUCAUGCAGUAUUCUGUUUUUACUUUGCCUUUUUUUGGUAGAACAGGAAGACAAAAUGUGUACUGUAUUUGUGUUGUCAUUUAAGGUUUACUUCAACCGGUCAUGUUAAUGUGCUUUCUUUGGAUUUAUCUUGCCUCAUGUACUUUUGUUCACCUGAAAUGUCUCUUUUAGUCAUCAUACUGGUUGGAAAUCUAGGUUAACUUUUUUUGACAUGACCCUCCCCCCGACAUGUUGUGAUGUUUUGGGGCCUGAAGUGAUAUUUUAUUUAAAUGAAAUAAAAAAGGAAAAUUAUGGAUUUUAAAAGCAGGACUUGAGAAUAUGGGUGCACCAGUAUUAUUUGGUGGGUUAUAAACCUUUUGGCAGUGAGUAGAAGUAUUGUACAGAUGUUACCAGAGCGAGCAUCCCUCCCAUCUUGUUUUGUUUGCAAUGUGACGUGCCUUUUGGACUCACCUGAACAGACGACAGAAGCUCUCUGUUUGUCCUGUUUUACCGUCAUUCCAUCACAUGGUAUCGAAGGUUGUGAUUACCAGCCGAAAUUAUAAUAUUUUGUCCUAUUAAAGAUGCUACAUCACGACAUGAUGAAAUUUAAUCCAGCUAAUCAAACAUUGUCAUUGUAUGGAGUCUCCUUUGAUAUGCAGGGAGACGGGUUACUGUCUGGUUUUCCAUUUCACCUCUUAUGGUCAUGUUUGGUGUUACCAAUGUCACACUGUAUGCCUCCAUCUGCUGGUCAUGUACUGUAACAACAGCCCAUCCACCUGUGUUUAUCUUCAGCUCCUUUUUAUAAUUAUUAUUUUUUUGGUGUGUUGGUUGUUUUUCUCAUCUAUUUCUACAUCUUGUAUUUUGGGAAAAUGAUGUGUUGGCUGGCCCAACUUUAUGAUUUAUUGAUGUUGCAUGUUUUAAUUAUUGUGUUUCUUUUGUUUGUUUUUUCGCAUGCUGUUCCAAAAGUCUUGAAAUACAAAAGAAACUGUCA